Aricia agestis (brown argus) is the source of this 507-nucleotide messenger RNA. Its product is annotated as neuropeptide-like protein 29. Lineage: Eukaryota; Metazoa; Arthropoda; Insecta; Lepidoptera; Lycaenidae. Bases 131 to 409 code for a protein of 92 amino acids. The transcript has 2 exons. The record is from RefSeq and is a predicted model, not a curated record.
CGGGUAUGUACUAAACGUAUAUAGGUACUAUAUGAACACCUGAAUGGGUGGUCAUGUGUAAUAAGUACAUAUAAACAGGUCGGGUACACCUCGAAGUUCACAAGUUUCUUGGUGUUGCAAAGUGACGAACAUGAAGGUAAUCUACGUUUUACUGUUGGUGUGCGUUGCCUACGCAGCCGCGUUGCCCGCUCUGGCACCCCAUGAUGGGGCUCUAGAAGCUAAACCCGAGACUUUGGAGUCUCUGGAGCUCGCAGAAAACCGUCACUGGGGAGGUGGUUACGGCAAUGGGGGUUGGGGUCACGGAGGCUAUGGGGGUUGGGGUCACGGAGGCUAUGGGGGCGGAUGGGGUCGCGGUGGAGGAUGGGGUCAUGGAGGCGGAUGGGGCAGAGGUGGAGGAUGGCGGGGUUAGAAAGUGCACGUUCACUUGAGGGGUUAAAAAAUGUUACCGGAAGUGUUUUGUGACAAUAAAAGUAUAAGUGAAUAAAAAAGUCUUGUUAUUCCUACUCU